Messenger RNA from Rotaria sp. Silwood1, 3033 nucleotides. Lineage: Eukaryota; Metazoa; Rotifera; Eurotatoria; Philodinida; Philodinidae. The record is from the annotation of a GenBank genome assembly.
AUGGAUCGUCAAUCAACAACAUUUAUAUUAAUGAAAAUAAUUCGAGAUUUAAAUUUCAAUACAAAUAUUGAGGCUCGUGAACAACUACUACGUUUUGUUCAAGAUCGUUUUCAACGUUCAAAUACCGCUAUUGAACGUUGUAUAAAUUCUUCUACAACAGAUUUAGGAGAAUUAAUAACAAAUUUUUCUGAUAUUUAUAAUUGUAUACAACAGUCAAAAAAUCGUAUAGAAAAUGUUCGUAAAUCUUUACGUGAAUGUAAAAAUUUAUUAUUAUUAAAACGACAAGAUAUUCGUAAAUUAUGGUUAUUAACAUUAGAACAAAAUACAUUAGAUCGAAUGUAUUUAAAUGUAUAUGAAUUAAAACAUGUUCCAUCACGUUUACAAUUUUAUUUAAAUAAACGUUUAUAUAUUCAUGCAUCAUUACUUUUAUUAAAAGCAAAAGAAUAUCAAGAAUUACGUUUAAUUAAUGCAUUAUCUAAUAUUGAUUUACAAAUAAAAGAUGAACGUUUAACAUUAGAAGAUCAAUUACGUUUUGAAUUAAUUUAUCAAUUAUUUGAUAAACCAUCUCGUGAUGUUCUUGGAAAUAAAAAUUUAUCAACAACAAUAAAUAAACAUGAUCAAAGUUCUGUAUCACGUUUAAGAGAAAAUCGUUUAUUAAGAAAACAACUUGAUCAAGAAUUUGAAGAAGGAAAAUUAUCAUUUGAAUCUCAUUCAUUAGCCAUCAUACCAGAUCAAUAUAUGUUAGUCGAUAUACGUAAUCAACCAUCAAAUAUAUAUUUAGAUGUUUUAUUACAAUCCUUAUCAGUUUUAUCAAAUUUAAAUGAAACACUUGAUUUCGUACAAAAACAAUUUCCUGAACAAUUAUAUCGUAUUAUUUUACAUACAACACAACAUAUUAUUGAUAAUAAUUUAAUUGUAUCAAAUAAUUUAAAUCAAAAUUUAAUUCUUAAUAAUGCUGAUUGUUUAAGAGAUUUAUUAGAAACAACUUAUGAACAAUUUAAAGUUGUUGUCAAAAAUACGGAAUAUUUAAUAAAUAUAUUAAAAUUAUUACAAGAACAUCAAGCACCUAUGCAAAUUCAACAACAAGUAUAUCUUGCAAGUCUAAAACAAACCGAUCCAAAAUUAGAAGACCAUAAAUCAAUUCCAAGUGAAAUAAAAUUUGAAAUUCCUUAUAUAUUUUCUAUUGAAUUUGUUUGGGAAACUAUUCAACAAGUACUUAGUGAUGUUUUAAGUGAAUAUAUUGAUUUUGAUAAUGUACUUGAACCAUUAUCAUCUGAUUCUUCAUCAACAUUACAUUCAACUGAUUAUACAGAUCGUCCAUCAUUAAUUGAUUUUUCACAUUAUUUAACAAAAAAAGCUCCAGCACGUUCACAGCAUAUUCCACGACUUUUUGAAUUUUCUCAAUCUGCUCAAUUUAAUUCCAUGACAUUAUAUUUACAAGAACAAAAUUGUUUUGCUAUGAAACAAGAAACAUCAACAACAAAACAACGUACUACUACAUAUAAACAAUAUGUAUGUAAACCAAAUUAUCGAAAUAUUACAGCUGUACAUGAUAUUCUUCAAAGAAUUAUUGAAGAUAUUGAUACGAAUUAUACAUUACAUCCAACUAAACGUAUUCUUGACAGAAAAUUAACUACAUUUAUUCGUGAUCGUUUUAUUGGUCGUGUUAUAAAAGAUAUUCGUGAAUCUGCUCAAUUAUCAUCAUCAUCAUCAAUAACUGAUCGUAAUCGUCUAAUUGAAUUAAUUCCAUCUGUAUUACAAAAACAACUUGAAUUAUCAAUACCAAUUCUUCAAUCAACAUAUUUAAUCUUUAAAUCUUGUGAAGAAUUAUGUGCAUUAGUUAAAUUUCUUCCAACAUAUGCAGAUGAUUUUUGUCAAGCAAUUGUUGAUCUUUUAUUUAAAAAUCGUGAAUCAUGUUAUAAAUUAUUUUUAUCAAUUGUUGAAAAAAAUGAUGCACUUGGAGUAUCAAUUUAUUCAAAUGAAUGGGUUAAAGAUCCAGAUAUAAAUCGUCAUUUACGUACAAUGCCUGCAUUUGAUGCAUUUAUACGUAUGACAAAACAAGAACAUCCAAUAAAUAAUGAUAAUCAAGAUGAUACUGUUGAAAAUAUACGUUUUAGACAAACAAAAGAAACGGAAACAUUAUUAAUUAAUUUUAGUCAAAAUGAGAUGAAUAUUGAUGAUAUUUGUACUAAUUAUAAACAUAUUAAUGCAUUAGCAACUAUACAUGAAAGUUUAGAUUGGUUAUAUUGUAAAUUAAUAAAUUAUUUUGAUAUAUUGGAUAAAUGUUUACAUGAUACAAAAUGUCUUGAUGCAUUAACACCAACAACAGUCACACUUGGUUUUAUUUCACGUUCAAUCAAACAAAAUUCAUCUCAUUAUGAUCAAUUAAAAUUAUCACCUAUAAAUUUAGAAAUAUUUUCUAAUGCAAUGAAAACAACAUUAACAUUAGCUUAUGAUAUAUUACUUGUUUUAUUUCUUGAAAUACGUUUACAUUGUUUUUAUUAUUUAUCUUUAUUUUUUCAUGAUACAUUAAAUUAUGCCUAUGCUUUAAAUACAGAUCCAGAUGAAAAUAUAAUGACAUUAAAUCGUGAUUUAUCACAUUUACAAGAAACAUUAAAUUCUUCAUUAAAUGAAAAGAAAUUUUCAUUUUUAUUUCAAGGUCUUGGUUUUGUUUUAGCAACAAUAUUAAUACGUUCAUCACCACGUUUUAGUCGUAUAAGUGAAUUAGGUGUAACGAAAAUGUGUCGAAAUAUAUUUGCUAUUGAACAAACAUUAACACAAAUUCGAACAGCUGGUGAUGCUGAAUUAAUGCGUGCACAUCAAUAUUAUGAAUUAUUAUAUUCAAUAAAACCAGAAGAUAUUCUUAAUAUAAUUGAAGAACAUGGACAAGAAUACAGUGAACAAGAUUAUUUACAUCUAUUACAAUUGCAAUAUCGAAGUCUUUCAAGUGAUGAGAGAGAACAUUUUGAUUUGAGUAAAUAUGAACAAUUAGUAAAAACAGCUCUUAAUCCCCAAAUCAAGAACAGUAAUUAA